Messenger RNA from Thamnophis elegans (Western terrestrial garter snake), 708 nucleotides. It is a transcript of the gene FGF23, whose product is annotated as fibroblast growth factor 23. Bases 1 to 708 code for a protein of 235 amino acids. Gene Ontology annotation, biological process: cell differentiation; positive regulation of protein phosphorylation; regulation of cell migration. The transcript is spliced from 3 exons. Lineage: Eukaryota; Metazoa; Chordata; Lepidosauria; Squamata; Natricidae. The record is from RefSeq and is a predicted model, not a curated record. Gene Ontology annotation, cellular component: cytoplasm. Gene Ontology annotation, molecular function: type 1 fibroblast growth factor receptor binding; growth factor activity.
AUGCGCCCCGUCCAGGCUUCAGCGCUUCUCCGCGCCCUGAGGCUCCUGCUGCCGCUGGUUGCCUGCGGCUGGGGACCCUCGCUCGCCUCCCCAAUCUGGAGCCACGCCGACGAGCUGGUGCACCUCUACACCUUCAACGCCAGGAGGAGCGUCCACCUGCAGAUCCACCCCGAUGGACGCGUGGACGGCAGCCAGUCCCAGACCGUGCAUAGUGCUUUGACCAUCAAAACAGAAGAUGCCGGAUAUGUAGUGAUCAUUGGCGCGAAAACCGGACUCAGCCUUUGUAUGGAGAAUAACGGAAAUCUCUUUGGAUCGAAUUCCUUCGGCAACGAGGACUGCGUUUUUAAACACACAAUGCUGGAAAACGGCUACGAUGUUUACCAAUCUCCCAAGUACCAUUACCUGGUCAGCUUAGGGAGGGCAAAGAAAGCAUUGUUCCCUGGUAUGAAUCCCCCGGAUUUCUCUCAGUUUCUAACCAGAAGGAAUGAAAUCCCCUUCAGCAUGUUUGACCCGCCAAGGCCUCAGCGGGAAGAUACCCGGGACGAUGAUGCCGAGCUGUGUGGGGGCAUCUUGGCAGGAAAGAUACCGGAAGAAAGCCCAGAUGAGGUGGGCCUUCACCCCUGCUUGACCAGCUCAAAUUCUGAAGAACGGGACCCAAACGGCGCCACGCUGAGCCGAAGAUUUCCUAGCCCGCGAACGGAUUCCUGA